UGGUAGCUACGUCCAGUUACUUUCACAGUUCCUUUAAUGUGUUGUUGACAGUUGUUGGUAAACAUCACUAUCAGCUGUGUUGUCUAUGGCAAGACUGGUAUGAAUGCGUUUUUAACGGUUUUGGCUAGGUUUCUAUUAACGUUCACAGCAGUGUGCUUUCCAUCAAAAUGGCUAUUAUGCAACCUUUGCUAGAAACUACCAUUGUACAGCGAGCAUAAUUAAAUGCCAUUGAACGUUACUCAACUGCUUGGAAUCUGUAAUGUAACGUAGCAUGUUUUCUGGAAUCUGAGUCGCACAUGUUUUUUAAAGGCUAUUUGUGUCGUUUUUACUAGGCUAUGAGCCCGCUACCAAUAAUGGCAGACAAUUUUGAGAGAGGGUCGGCUCAAUUGCAUGGAUAAGAUAGAAAACUAGCAUAACAGCUAAAUUCAAAUACCAGCAGAAGUCUAAGCGCGUAACAAAUGCCAUCUCAAUAACUUUGUGCAUGUGGGAAUAAUAAACUAAAAACCUGUACAAUGGAUCUCGCGCCAUUCCUUUAGUGUGCGUUCUAGAACUCCAAGAUUGCCCAGAUUGCCCACAUUCUAUCACAAUGAUAGCUUCUCUGGCGUAAUGCAUGUUUCCUUCAUCCUAAUGCGUUACACAAUCACAUACUAUGCUACGCCCCUACCACCACUGAGACAAUAUACAAAUAUAUGGUAAAAUGCAUGUAAAUUAUUGAAGGGCAUGUAUGAUCUAAUCUACAAUGAAAGCUAGUCUAUUUCCUAUGAUCUUGGGCUCUGUAACUGGAAUAUAUUGAGCUGUUGAUCCAAGCUCAAGAGUCACUUUGUGUCGACUUCACACCAGUUGAGAUCUCACCUGGGUACUGUCUAGGACAAAGAAGCCUGCCAAAUACUCUGAAAUAAUGGAAGAUUCCCAUUUCAACUCAUCAUACUUUUGGUCCCCCGUCCCUACAGUACAAGGACAGAUAGAGAACGCCAUGUUCCUGAACAAGAUGAAGGAUCAGUUGGGACCAGAGAAGGGCUCUCCCUCCUUCUCCCACUCGUCCUCGUCCUCCCACUACCCUGCCGCCGCACACACCGGCCCUCAGGGUUCCGUUGCCAUGGAUUCGGGGGCGGGAGUCAGGGUGCCCAAACAAGAGGGGGGAGGUGGACCCUCAAUGGGGGGUGGCGGGGGGCACCUGCAUCAGCCACACACCUCCCAGAACAUCACAGUGGUACCUGUCUCCUCCACUGGAAUCAUGACCGCAGCGGGGCUAGUGAUAACCACACCCCAAGGCACGCUGGUCUCCCCUCCUGCCUCCACACAAUCUUUCGUAUCCGGACCCCACACCACCACCAUGAUAGUGUCCGCACUGCACCCCACAAACACAGAGAGCAGCCAGCACUCUUCUCUCUACUACUACAGCCACAACAAGAAGGAUGACGUGGUUAUCCCCCAGGUUGUCAUGCCGACCCCAGGGAAGCGGGGCAGGAAGAAGAAGUCUAUGAUGCCCCGCGUGGGGGCUGCCCUGCCACCAGGGAGUGACGCCUUGAUCCUGGCACACCUGGCGGCUGGCGGGCAGCACCACUCUGCCGACCCCUACGACCUGUCUAAUGACGAGGAUGACCACGGCAACAAAGAUGGGACCAAAUCUUACAGGUGUCGGAUGUGCGCGGUGACCUUCUUCAGCAAGUCGGACAUGCAGAUCCACGCCAAGUCGCACACAGAGGCCAAGCCCCACAAGUGCCCGCACUGCUCCAAGUCCUUCGCCAACUCCAGCUACCUGGCCCAGCACAUCCGCAUCCACAGCGGGGCCAAGCCCUACACCUGCUCCUACUGCCAGAAGACCUUCAGGCAGCUCAGUCACCUGCAGCAGCACACACGAAACCACACUGAGGGCAAGCCCCACAAGUGCCCCCACUGCUCCAAGUCCUUCGCCAACUCCAGCUACCUGGCCCAGCACAUCCGCAUCCACAGCGGGGCCAAGCCCUACACCUGCUCCUACUGCCAGAAGACCUUCAGGCAGCUCAGUCACCUACAGCAGCACCACAGGAUCCACACUGGUGACCGACCGUACAAGUGUGUCCACCCAGGCUGUGAGAAGGCUUUCACCCAGCUCUCCAACCUGCAGUCUCACCGCCGGCAGCACAACAAAGACAAGCCGUACAAGUGCCACAACUGUAACCGUGGUUACACGGACGCGGCCAGCCUUGAGGUGCACCUGUCCACUCACACGGUCAAACAUGCCAAGCUGUACUCCUGUGGCCUCUGCAACCGCUCCUAUACCUCGGAGACGUACCUGAUGAAGCACAUGAGGAAGCACAACCCAGACCCCCUGACAGUGGCGGCAGCCGUGGCGGCACAGCAGGCCCAGGGCCAAACCCCUGGAGGCGGGCGGGGCAGGGGCCGCGGCCGGGGUGGAGGCAGGGGCGGAGGAGGAGGCCACGGAGGGGCGAGUCAGGUGCCGAAUCAAGCUAACCCCAACCCACCUCCAGUCAGCUACCAACAGACGGAAGGCGUGUCCUGUCCGUUUGAUUUGCACCAGUACAAGACGGUGUCUGCGGGGGAGAUCCAGUACAAACCAGUUAGCGUGGCGGAGCUGGUGGCACACAAGGACCUCUGUCUCACUGUCUCCACCUCGGCCAUUCAGGUGGAGCACAUGAACUCCUAGACGUUGAGAUGGAAGGCGGAAGGGUGGUGAGGUGGACGGACAGACCGAAGAGGAGAGCAGGAGAGAGGGAUGAACAGAUCAGAAUGGAGGGGUGCAGGAGAAGGACAGAAUGAAGGAGAGGAGAGACAGAAAGGAUCACUGAGGUGGAGGAGAUAGGACUAAAGUAAAUGAAAAAGCGACACUGCCUUGGAGAAGAGAAAUGGACAAUGGAGGUCCUAAUCAUGUAAUCAAGACGAGCCAAACAAAGGGCGGGGGGGGGUCAAAGAGACAAAGAAAAGGAUCAUGGGCUCUGGUUUAACGUCUAGUAUUGAACGAAUGAGACAGACUGUUCUAGAAUGCACUAAAGGAAGCAGAGGGAAGGGAUUGGCUGAAUCAAACGGGAAGGGAGAACGGACAGAAAGCACUUGAGGAUGCCUGUAUUUUAUCUUUGGUUUUUCAUCAUUGUCAUGUUGAGUUGUAUAUCUUCAUAUGUAUGUAUUUUUCUACCAAUAGUGUCAUGUGUGAGCGAUGAAGGGGAGCGGCAAGAGAGAGUGAGUGAGAGAGGUCAAGUGCUGGAGAACAUCUUUAAAAAAUAGGCUUUUGUAUUAAAAGAACAUUCAUUUUCAUCAUUUUCUAUCUUCCACCUAAAAGAAUGGUUGCUGUAUUGCAGAAGGCCACAGGAAGAUGGUAGAUGAAAUGACUGUCAGGUACUCUUUAACAAGUUGUUUUUUUAAGCCUUUCAUACAAACUAUUACUACCUUCGUUAUAAUAAUUGUAUGCAACUGUCAAUGUAAUCCCAUUGUUAUCGCUGCAAGGUUCCUGUAAGUAAGCUAUCAUAUAUAUAUAUAUAUAUAUAUAUAUAUAUAUAUAUAUAUAUAUAUAUAUAUAUAUAUAUAUAUAUAUAUAUAGAUAGAUGACUUUUUUCACUCAUAAAAGGGAAGACUGGUCUCUGUAAACAAAAAAGAGAUAUUCAAAUACGUAUGAAAAGAAACAAAAACAGUUCAUAAAAUGUCAUGGUUGUGUUCCAGGUCCAGUGCAUAACGGUCACGUUUCACAGAUUGCUGCAUCAUUAAAUCGUAUGGAUGAGGUUCAAACUGGGUCCAGCAUUAGAAUGGAUUUGAUGCUGAUCUGGGCUGAAAUGACCAAGUGCCUUGUGUAUGUGAGAUCCAAUUUGUCCAUUGAAUCAAUGGCUUUAGUGAGGUCUUACCAGCACGAAGCAUUUGGGAAACUCCAGAUCUCCACAAAUCUGGACACCGUGUUGGUCUCUGCAGAACACUGUCUAAAUGAGGUAUACUUUUGAUGUUGGAAUCUAUGCAACAUGACUGCAGUGCAGGCAGGUAAUAACUUGGCCAUUUUCCACGUGGGCUAUCUCUACACUGCUAUCUAAUCAUGGAGCUGCAUUUGGCCCAGCAGGCUCCUGAGUGGCUGGUUGUCUUUAUGUAUUGUAUUUCAUGAUGUGUCUUUUGAAAUAACACAUUUCUCAAUAUUCUUAUUAAUGUUGUUACUAUUGCUCCUAAUACAGUCCUUCUAAUUAUUAACUACCCCAGGUAUGCUACACUUGCUGUAUAUGCACAGUACACAUGUUCAUCUGAAGAGACAGUUUCUUCCUGUAUGAAUAAUAAAGUUUGAGACAGUU
Molecule: messenger RNA, 4262 nt
Organism: Osmerus eperlanus (European smelt)
Lineage: Eukaryota; Metazoa; Chordata; Actinopteri; Osmeriformes; Osmeridae
Gene: znf384a
Product: zinc finger protein 384 a
Exons: 12
Coding region: 899-2647 (582 amino acids)
Biological process (GO): regulation of transcription by RNA polymerase II
Molecular function (GO): DNA-binding transcription factor activity, RNA polymerase II-specific; RNA polymerase II cis-regulatory region sequence-specific DNA binding
Source: RefSeq, a predicted model, not a curated record